AUGGCCUGGAGCUUGGUAGAUAAUUACGAAUGGACGGAAGGAUAUACAGGUCGUUUUGGUUUGUACCGAGUAUACUUCGAGAGUGAGCAACGAACACGCAUGCCGAGAAAGUCAGCGUUUAUUUACAAACAGAUCGUGAAGACACACGAGAUCGACCCGGAUAUUUCAUGUAUACAUGGGUAUUCAGACACGAAAAUACGAAGGUUUAAAGAUGAUUUUCUAUUCGGGGCAGCGACCGCCGCGUAUCAGGUGGAGGGCGCCUGGGAUGCUGAUGGGAAAACCGAGAGCAUAUGGGACAGAUUUCUACACAACCACCCAGAGAUAAUCCCAGAUGGUAGGAAUGGUGACGUCGCCGCUGACUCCUACCACAACUACCGUCGUGACGUGGAGAUGCUCAGGGAACUCGGCGUUGAUCAUUACAGGUUCUCUAUAUCAUGGAACAGGAUACUGCCUACAGGAUUUACAAACCAAAUUAACGAAAAAGGCUUAGAAUAUUAUGACAAUUUAAUCGACGAACUUUUAAAAUACGACAUACAGCCAAUGGUAACUUUGUACCAUUUUGAUUUGCCGCAAUCACUCCAAGACUUCGGAGGUUGGGCCAACCCACUAACUAUUCAAUAUUUCGAAGAAUACGCCAAGGUCGUGUUUGAAAGAUUUGGCUCCAAAGUCAAAUAUUGGAUAACGAUCAACCAGCCCAAUUCCAUAUGUUUUGACGGGUAUGGUGGUAAGGAAUUUGCUCCAGGCGUUGGUUCUAGCGGUAUUGGCGAUUAUUUGUGCAUUAAAAAUGUCAUGUUGGCUCAUGCGAAAGCAUAUCGUUUAUAUGAAGCGGAUUACAAGCAAAAAUAUAAAGGUUCCGUCGGAAUUUCGUUGGCACUAAACUGGGCUGAUCACGUGAAUAAUAAUACUGAAAAUGUUGAGGCUACUGAUUUAUACAGAGAGUUUACGAUUGGCAUGUACAUGAAUCCGAUAUGGUCUAAAGAAGGCGAUUUCCCUCCCAGUGUUAGAAAGCGAAUUUCAGAAAGAAGCUUAGAACAAGGUUUCACCACGUCUAGGCUGCCUGCACUUAGUCCUGAGGAGAUAACACUUUUAAAAGGUUCAGCAGAUUUCGUGGGAGUAAAUCAUUACACAACAGUUUUGAUAAGUAAAUCUGAGAAGCAGCAUCCUAGUUCAUCCAUCGAGGAUGACAUGGGGGUUGAGAUCAGCCACAGGAUGGAGUGGAAGACGUCUCAGUCGUCUUGGCUAAGGAGCGUACCCUACGGCAUCUACAAAAUGAGUCUUCAUAUCAACAAAAUGUACGACUACCCCCCGGUCUUCAUCACAGAACAUGGCUGGUCUACGAAGAAGGUACUCAAGGAUUCGUCUCGUGUUAAGAACAUGAGGGAAUAUUUUCAUGCCCUGCUGUUGGCUAUCGAAGAUGGGACUGAUGUGAAGGGCUACACGGCUUGGAGCUUGAUGGAUAAUAUUGAGUGGACUGCUGGUACCAGUGAACGUUUCGGCCUGUACCAAGUGGAUUUCGACUCGCAAGAAAAGACAAGAACAGCGAGACUGUCAGCGCUGGUCUACAAGAGAAUAAUAGAGCAGAGAAUAGUGGAGCACGAUUGGAAACCAACAAAUUAUAAUAUUUCCAUAACUAGGAAAAAGAGGAAUGUAAGCGUAGUUUUAUGAUAGGUUUUUCGUUAAUAAUAUUACCUAUAUAUUUUAUUGUAAUAUAAUAUAAAUAAAAAAAAAAACCUUAAGCAA
This is a messenger RNA of Melitaea cinxia (Glanville fritillary), 1740 nucleotides long. Its product is annotated as myrosinase 1-like. Bases 1 to 1665 code for a protein of 554 amino acids. Gene Ontology annotation, biological process: carbohydrate metabolic process. The record is from RefSeq and is a predicted model, not a curated record. The transcript is spliced from 10 exons. Gene Ontology annotation, molecular function: beta-glucosidase activity. NCBI's taxonomy places the organism in Eukaryota, Metazoa, Arthropoda, Insecta, Lepidoptera, Nymphalidae.